AUGCCCGAGCCUCUUCACUUGUUCGACCUUCCAGUCGACAUCCUAUCGCUCAUCCUCCAACAACUUCUCACAGCCCCAAACAGCGGCAACAUCCCCCUCUGUCCUUGCACAGACAGCUCCCUCAGCGUCAACCCGGUCCCCAUCUUCCUCAUCCACCCGUCCAUAUACGCAAUCGCCCACCCAAUCUUCUACGGACCGGCAAACACAUUCAUUCUAGACCUGACAGGCAACCACGCCUCUCAUGUGCGACACUUCAUCAACGACGCGGCCGAGGAUCUGCCGGAUGAUGCGGAAAGAAGCAGCAAACAACAGGCGCAGAGCCAGCUUCUGCUGCGACAGACGGGAGGCCGGUUCCUCCUCCUGUCGCAAGAUGCGAGGCGCAGGGUACGAAAGCUGGAGAUGAGGAUCGAUAGGCUGAGGGGAUGGCUCUGGGAGGAUCUGGGCCCGUUCCUACAGGACAUGGCUGUGAGAGGCGAGCUGGGGGAUCUGACUCUGGUGGUGGAGGACGGCACCGGGACCAAGGAGAGGCCCCAUUCGGCUUCGAGACUGCUUCUGCGGCAGAAGAAGAGAGUGUUUGAUAGGCCGCCGCUGGAAGGGCUGGUCAGGCUGUUGGCGGACCCGGGGAUAAGAGAGGCGAGGCUGAGGGUCAAGGGGAGGCAUGAGCGGGCGUGGUGCGAGUUUCACCAGGGAAAGGAGUGCAGUUCGCUUUCAUUUCUGAGACGGAGAAAUGAAGAUACUGAUGAUGAUGCUGCGAAGAAGCAGGACGAGGAGGUGAUUGAGAUUGACUGGAGGGCAAUCUUGAAAGUGAUUGAUCCUGAGGGAAGAAGAAGAGUGGUGGCCUGGCAGGUGUAG
Messenger RNA from Trichoderma aggressivum f. europaeum, 852 nucleotides. RefSeq lists its product as uncharacterized. The transcript has a single exon. The record is from RefSeq and is a predicted model, not a curated record. The coding region runs from base 1 to 852 and encodes 283 amino acids. Lineage: Eukaryota; Fungi; Ascomycota; Sordariomycetes; Hypocreales; Hypocreaceae.